UUUCUUACGCCACUCACUUCUACCUCUUCAGACUGAUGUUUUCAUUGCAAUGGAGCUGAUGGGAACUUGCGCAGAAAAGCUGAAGAAAAGAAUACAGGGACCCAUCCCAGAGAGCAUUCUUGGCAAAAUGACUGUAGCAAUAGUGAAUGCGCUUUAUUACCUAAAAGAAAAACAUGGCGUUAUACACAGAGAUGUUAAACCUUCAAACAUCUUGUUGGAUGCAAAUGGACAAAUUAAGCUCUGUGACUUUGGCAUCAGUGGCCGGCUUGUGGACUCCAAAGCAAAAACAAGAAGUGCUGGAUGUGCAGCCUAUAUGGCGCCAGAGAGAAUUGAUCCUCCAGAUCCAACAAAACCAGACUAUGAUAUCCGAGCUGAUGUGUGGAGUCUAGGAAUAUCACUGGUAGAAUUAGCUACUGGACAGUUUCCAUAUAAAAAUUGCAAGACUGAUUUUGAGGUUCUUACCAAGGUGCUCCAAGAAGAGCCCCCUGUUCUCCCACUCAACAUGGGAUUCUCUCCCCUAUUCCAGUCCUUCGUCAAAGACUGUCUAACAAAAGAUCACAGAAAGAGGCCAAAGUAUAAUAAGCUGCUGGAACACCCAUUCCUGCGUCAGUAUGAAACGCGUGAGGUAGAUGUGGCCUCAUGGUUUCAGGACGUCAUGGCUCAGACAGAGUCUCCCAGGAGCAGCACCCUUCUGAGUCCCCAAAACCUGCCCUUCUUUAGCAGGUAGCGUCCAGGAGGGAGGGCAGGACUUCCCCCUCCCCUACCAUAACGUGAAGACCUGGCUUGCUAAGACUUUGUAAUGGAAGUCCUUGCAUAAUGUGACAUGUAGAGUUGUGUUUCUGAACAUGUCAUCAGAAAGGAGAUUUUCCUCACAAGGUCUAUAGUUGGAAUUUGCUCUUUUCCUCCUCUUAUCCUAAAACGUUGCACCAUGUGAUGAGGGGGAUUUACUCACAUUAUCCAGAAGACUCCAUAUUGAGAUAUUCCUCACCUCUUGAGUUAAAAGCAGUCCCAUACUGCUCUCUUACCUAUAGACUCUGCAUCAGAGUUGGACCACCCCAUCCAUCUCAGUUUCUGUGGAGGAUAUUUCUGGAUGUUAAUCAUUCAAUCAAACCUUGCAUCAAUUCUUCAGCUACCCCUCUUACAAAGAUUGAAAAUGUCAAGUUGAACAAUUAUGUUUGGCUUGAGAGACUUAAAGUUUGGAGGCCCCUCUCUGCCGGAACUGCUCUUUAAAACCUUUUGCCUUCACAUGCUGAUUUUUAAAUACAGAUCAGUUGUAAGUUUUGUAUGCAUGUUCUGUAAUCCACCCUAAGGUUGUCACUGUUUCCAUUGAAACUCUGAUACUUUUGGGUGGAGAUACCUGUUAAUAGUUCCCUCAUCUGGAAACCAUUGUACCUCACUUACCUCCCGGUAGAUCUUUUCUAGUUUCUUUCCCCCUAUAGACACUUUAUACCAGCACUUUUUUCUAUUUGAUUUCCUUCAUUUUAGAAAGAGUGGCAGCCUUAUUUCUUCCUAAUGUACUUUUAGUACUCGGAUCUUAGGGUGGAGGGAGAAGCCAAAGCCCAGUGUUAGCUCUCUAUUAUAAAACUUUUACAUUUUGAUUUGACUUCAAUUUACAUAUUAUGGCAGCAGUCUGUUUCAAGGGGCAUGUCAUGUUCAUAGUAUUUGUAACAGAAUGCAAAGGUUUAGCAAUCUAUUAAUUUUAUUUUGCCUAAAAUCCAUUUAAUACAACAAAGGUUAUUAUGAACAAGUUUGCACUCAAAAACUAUUGUGUACCUGACAGUCAACUGUAAAAAAAAAUUAGUAAUCCAUUUUGCAAAGGGUAGUAAGAGGGAGUGUGUAAAAAAAGAAAGCUCAUGGACUGAUAUGCUAUUUUACGUAUUGGUUCCAGUUUUUGUAUUCUCAUCUGGUUCGUCACAAUGUAUUUGUUCAGACAGAAGCAUACAAAUAAGAAAUUGUAUCGUAAGAACUGAGUUUGCCACCACCACAGAGAGGUUCAGCAGUAGCAGUGGCAUUUACUGGAAGAUCUUGCUGUACAAGUACAAAAUAGAAAGACAGUUUAUAAAACUACAAAGCAAAGACCUGUAAUCUUAUUUACAUCAGCCUUGCGUGGAAGGUAUGUUACAAAUUACCCAUCAUAAACAAUAGAGAUGCAAGUAUUAGAUUGUUGAAAAACGCUAUUUACAAGUUAAACCUGUGAUUUAAUGUGAAACAACUUUAAGAGCCCAGGUCUCCAUCUUCCCAUCAGUCUACAUAAUGUGGAUGUGUUGGGAAGACUAUAUUUUGGACUUAACACCCAGAACUAGUGAUGUCCUAUAUCAAAUUCCUCAUAUCUGCAUAAGUAACGACAGCAGUGGUGUGCAGCAGCAUUGCAUAAAUAUUUAUUUACUUUUGAUACAACCUGGAAAUGUGUAAAAUAUGAAGAAGGCAGGUGAGGUGAGAUUGGUGUUCUUACCAGUUGUUGCAAAUGAUGGGGAAUACUUACCAGGUAAUGGACUGGAUUAAAUGAUUUUUGGAUGUUCUUUCAAAGUAUUAAGAGUAACACAACAGUUUAUUUAAAAAAGGUUAGUUAGAAUAAAAUUAUGGAUGUUCUGACAGGACAGUGGUUUAUAAAAUAACACUACAGAGCUGUUAAAUGGGUCUAAAUAUGCAGUUUUAAUGCAUUAUAUCCGUUAAUUGACAGAUCAAUAAGCAACUGCCCCUGCCCUAUGUAUGGAUUAGGGCCGUUGGUGGAUGAGUUGCUGGGAGGAGUUAAACAAGACUGUACCAAAGCUAUUGGGUGGGAGAGGUUGUUGGUUCACAGGGGAAUUUCCCACCGGUUUUAGAUGUCUGUAAUUACAUUUUACACAGUGCUGUAGAGAUACACUGCUGUUCUGCAAAUAAGUGUGUGUGUGUGUGCGCGUGUGUUUUUCUAUUUUGUUUUCUCUUUCCUUCUGCUUCAGCGUAUCCUAUCUUCUGUUUCUGUUGCAUGGUGUCCGACUGGCUCCCUGUGGAAGGGCCGCAUUUGAAAUAAACUCUGCUACAAA
Molecule: messenger RNA, 3023 nt
Organism: Bombina bombina (fire-bellied toad)
Lineage: Eukaryota; Metazoa; Chordata; Amphibia; Anura; Bombinatoridae
Product: dual specificity mitogen-activated protein kinase kinase 7
Exons: 6
Biological process (GO): protein phosphorylation
Molecular function (GO): protein kinase activity; ATP binding
Source: RefSeq, a predicted model, not a curated record